This is a messenger RNA of Amaranthus tricolor (Joseph's coat), 1339 nucleotides long. Its product is annotated as farnesyl pyrophosphate synthase-like. Bases 68 to 1099 code for a protein of 343 amino acids. Gene Ontology annotation, molecular function: dimethylallyltranstransferase activity; (2E,6E)-farnesyl diphosphate synthase activity. Gene Ontology annotation, cellular component: cytoplasm. The transcript is spliced from 12 exons. The record is from RefSeq and is a predicted model, not a curated record. NCBI's taxonomy places the organism in Eukaryota, Viridiplantae, Streptophyta, Magnoliopsida, Caryophyllales, Amaranthaceae. Gene Ontology annotation, biological process: trans, trans-farnesyl diphosphate biosynthetic process.
UAUAAGUACAUAAACGAAGAAAUUAAAAGGAGUCUUAAAAUUGUUAAUUUUCAUUUGGUACAUAAAGAUGGAUGUAGAACAGGAAGAGAAAGAAAGAUUUCAACAAGUCUAUGAAGUGCUCAAGAAAGAUGUGCUCGAAGAUCCUGCAUUUGAGCAUGAUGAUGUAUCUCUUCAAUGGGUCCAACAGAUGAUGGAUUACAAUGUUCCUGGAGGAAAACAAAGCAGGGCAAUGCUUGUGAUUGAAAGCUUGAAGCGCUUAAAAGACGGAAAACCAGUUUCUGAAGAGGAGUUUUUUCGUGCUUCCGUUAUGGGCUGGUGUAUUCAAUGGGCAAUGGCAAGUGCUCUUAUGCAAGAUGAUAUAGUGGACAAUUCCAACAUGAGGCGCGGCAAGCCUUGUUGGUUUAGAUUACCCAAGGUUGGCUUGAUUGCUUUAAAUGAUAGCACACUACUUGGGUGUCAAGCUGGUAGAAUUGCUAAGAAACACUUUCGAGACCAGCCUUACUAUAGAGAUUAUGUUGAUUUAAUAAGUGAGAUUGGGUUCCAAACAAUUUCUGGACAAAUGAUUGAUCUUAUUACUGAAGGGGAGAAAGAUAUAUGGCAAUUUAAUAUGACACUGCAUCAACGCAUCAGCCUCUACAAGACAGCAUAUGGAACAACUUAUCUUCCGUUUGCAUGCGCACUACUUAUGUUGGGAGAGAAGGUAGAGGAUUUUGUUGAUGCCAAGGACAUUCUACUUGAGAUGGGGAUUUACUUUCAAGUACAGGAUGAUUAUUUAGACUGCUUUGGUGAUCCUGAAAAGAUGGGCAAGGUGGGAACAGAUAUUGAAGAAUCCAAAUGUUCUUGGUUGGUCGUGAAAGCUUUAGAACUUUGUGAUGAGGAGCAGAAGAAAAUAUUAGUUGAAAAUUAUAUGAAGUCGGAUCAAGAAAGUGUUGCUAUAGUGAAAUGUCUCUAUAAAGAUCUUAAUCUUGAGGGUGUGUACGCUGAAUACGAAGCAAAUUUGUACGAGAAGCUAAUUGGCCGUAUUGAAGCUAUCCCAAACACAAAUGUGAGAAAAUUGUUGAAGUCUUACUUGGAUAAAAUAUACUUGAGGCAGAAAUAGACAUUAUAUUCACCAUGUUGUGCAUCAAUCUAUGCUAAGGAUUCAACAUAUUUGUUCAUCUCGAGUUUUAAGAAUUUUAUUCUUGUUUUUUCGAUUGUGGAAAACUUUGUGUCAACAAAAACCUUUGUUCUUUGCAUGGUGAGUGUCAUAAACCAUGCAUCAAUCUAAAAUGUUUGCAUAGUAGUUGGAACUAAUAGUUACACCAAUAAUAUAUUCACUGCAACAAAUUUUACUUUUCGC